Cicer arietinum (chickpea) is the source of this 3925-nucleotide messenger RNA. NCBI's taxonomy places the organism in Eukaryota, Viridiplantae, Streptophyta, Magnoliopsida, Fabales, Fabaceae. The record is from RefSeq and is a predicted model, not a curated record.
ACUAAUGAACCUUCUUCAUUCUGACUCCAACCGUAGGGUUUUGCAGGGUUUCACUUUCAAUCCGUUUUCAGUCUUCAUUUCAUCACACAAACCAUAGAAAAGACUGAUACAAUGUGUCGCACCUCCAUAUGACGCCAUUUCUCGACGCUCUCAACCUUGUUCCCCUCAACGCUCCAAAACAUCAUCGUACCCGGUACGCUAUAUCGCCUUUUUCAUCUUUUUUUGCUUCUUUUCUUUUCGAAGAACCCGUAUGUUUUCAAUUCAAUGGGUAUCCAUCCAAUUUCUAGCAUAGCGUACUUCUGGAAGCUUCCACUGCAAGGAAAUCCCGUUGUUCUAUUGAGAAAAUCGCGUUUCUUAUUUUUGCUCAUUUCACAGUUGCCGAGAUGAUGGGUUCGAAUUCAAACCAUGAAUUCAAUAGCCCUUUUAGGUGUAAGGAAAAGGGUUGUUCACAAAAUUUCUAAUUACUUGAUUAUUUCUCGGAGAUUAUGUAACCGUAGUUUUGAUGUUAAUAGUGAGUUUGAAUGCGUUGAGGAGCCUUUGAAAAAAAUUGUUUCAGAUUUUGAUUCUACUUUGGAUGAAAGGCUUCAUUUGAAUUGCGAUCAAAAGCCCUUUUCACUUAGACAAGGGUUUAUAGAUACUGUAAAGGUAGAUGCUAAGAGGGUACUUGAGAUUCUUAGACAAGAUGGUCCUGGUUUUGAUGCUAGGUUGGUUUUAGACGAGUUGCGAAUACGACCUUCGGGGAUUCUUGUCAGAGAGGUUCUCUUGGGAAUUUUGAAGAACAUUAAUAGUGAGAAUAAGACAAGGUGUGCAAAGCUGGCUUAUAAGUUUUUUGUUUGGUGUAGUCAGCAGGAGGCUUACCGGCACACUGCGAAUGCUUAUCACUUGAUUAUGAACAUAUAUGCUGAGUGCGAAGAGUUUAAGGCGGUGUGGAGGUUGGUUGAUGAGAUGAUUGAGAAAGAUUAUCCGGCUACUGCUCGUACUUUUAAUAUUUUGAUUCGGACUUGCGGCGAGGUGGGCUUGGCUAAGACAUUGAUGGAGAGGUUCAUAAAAUCUAAGACCUUUAACUAUAGGCCUUUUAAGCAUUCUUAUAACGCCAUUCUACACAGUCUUCUUGUAUUAAACCAGUACAAACUGAUUGAGUGGGUUUAUGAACAGAUGUUGCUUGAUGGUUUUUCCUCAGAUGUUUUAACUUAUAAUAUUGUCAUGUAUGCCAAGUACAGACUUGGAAAGGUGGAUCAGUUCCACAUACUUCUUGAUGAGAUGGAAAGAAAUGGAUUUUCUCCGGAUUUUCAUACUUACAACAUUCUUCUUCAUGCUCUUGGUAAAGGGGACAAACCACUUGCAGCUCUUAAUCUCUUAAAUCACAUGAGAGAAACAGGUAUAGAGCCAACUGUACUUCAUUUCACCACAUUGAUAGAUGGACUCAGCAGAGCUGGGAAUCUGGAUGCUUGCAGAUAUUUUUUUGACGAAAUGAGAAAGAACGGUUGCAUGCCAGAUGUGGUGGCUUACACUGUUAUGAUAACCGGAUAUGUAGUUGCCGGUGAGCUUGAGAAAGCGCAGGAAAUGUUUCAAGAGAUGCUUUCCAGGGAACAAGUCCCAAAUGUUUUUACAUACAAUUCUAUAAUUCGAGGAUUAUGUAUGGCAGGAAAAUUUGAUGAAGCAUGCUCAAUGCUCAAAGAAAUGGAAAACAAAGGUUGUAGUCCAAAUGCUGUUGUCUAUAUUUCAUUAGUGAGUUGUUUGCGGAAUGCUGGAAAGGUUGCUGAUGCUCGUGAGGUGAUAAGACAAAUGAUGGAGACGGGGAAGUAUACCCACUUACUUUCAAGAUUCAAAGGGUAUAAGAUAUAGUCGUAAGACUUUCAAAUCGGACAUGUUAACUCAUGGGGCAUCGACUCUUUGGUUGGUUAACUUAGACUAAUCACCUGCUGCUUCUUCAGCUGGUUAGAUGCUGGAGGAAAAAAGUAUGUACUACGUGGUCCCCCAUUCCCCUAAUAUAUAAUUCUUUCUACACUGAGAAGUCAAAAUGUAAACCUGUAUCCCAUUUUUUUAUAACAGAUUAUGAUCAAUAUUUAUUGUUCAUUAUUUUAGUUGUGCUUCUUUUAAUUCAUUUUUGCCUGCAUAUGGCUAAGAGCUUAUUCUCGAGAUUUGGGGUGCAGAAAUCAUCUUUACUUGUACCAAAUAUUUUAUUUAUGGGCCAAGUAAUUUAGAUUUUAACUUGAGUCAUGUAACUUCAUUCUUUUGCUUUUGCCAUAACCAUUUAUAACUUGUAAGUGGAUAAAGGAUUGAUAAUCUGAAUGCUUGUCUGUUCAUCAAUUAUUUGGUACUGUAAUUGCACUUCCUAGCUUUUGGAAAAUCUUUUUUUAGCCCCUGAGAAGUCAACAGUGUUCUGUUGAGGAAAAUUCGUUGUUCGUAUAGUAUAUAGUAUGACUGUUUGGUAUAAUCUUUUUCAACAGUAAUAUUUUAUUUCAAUAUUUUUACUACUACUACUACUACUACUACUACAUUAUCCAUUAUUAACUUCAAUUAUCGUGCUCAUCUCCUUUUUCUGUUGAUAUUUGAAGUGGCAUCAUUUUGAUUUGUAUGUUAUUCAGUAUUAUUUUGUAUCAGAUGAAACUUCAUUCUGUCAUUCAUGAUUUGGAGAUUAGAUCUACAAUUAAAAUCUUUUAAUUUUUGAGUUGUAAGACCAAGUCUCUUUGGUGCAUUUCCACGAGUCUGGAGCAAGCAGCUAAAAAUAUUUCCUAGAGACAAAUAUGCGAUGAUUGUUAAAGCCUAGGGUGUCAGCUUAGCUGGGAUUCCUUCCUCUAUGGUGAUGCCUCUGCAUACCAUUUUUUGCUAUAAAAUGAUAAGCUUCUUCUGUCAUUAGACCGUUAUGGUUUAUUCAUUAUGUUGGUAAGUUCAUAGUAGGAUCUGUCCAAUCUGAAGAUAAUUAGAACUACCAAAUAUUAGGAUAGUAUAGCCUUAUACUGAUGAAGGUACCGCAAUUUUCUGCUUAUGGUACUCGCAAUUCAGAGUUUAAGAUAUAUUCAAUUUCAGUAUCACCAUUCUUCAAAAUCACAUUCAUCAUAUCAGUUCAAUUUAAGCGACUGUGCUCCUUAUAAGCAUUCCAUAAGAUAUCCAUUAGUUUAUGAAUUUUAGUGAUGCCAAACAUUUUUGCCUUUUACUCGCUUUUGUGACAUUUUACCAGCAUUAACCAAAGGCAUAGAUAUUAUCACACUAGAAGUCAUUUGCACCUUUAAGAGUUUUUGUUUUAGCUCAGCAUAAUAAAAACAUGGAAAUGAAAAGGGAAAAAAAUGAAAAUCCAAUAAUGUGUAUUGUCUUUAUUUUUUCUCCUCCUGUUUCUCUUCUUUUUUCUCUUCCUUCUUUUCCUCUUUCUUCUCUUCUUUGGCAGGUCCAACUGAUAGUAUAUCCACCUUCCCUACUUUCUUCAGCUUCUUUACUACUGCCACUGUAUCCAUUUCGCCAAUCACUGUUAACUUUUGUUCCUGCACAUCUGUGGCAAUUGAAUCAACUCCUGUUCAUCAAAGUACCAACAGUUAAACAGUGAGGGACAGCACAUGGAGGAGACAGACACAAGAGGAUAGAAAAAGUGGUAAACAAAAUUCUAAAUUGAAGAAUUCAUAUAAUUCAUAAUCAAACAAGCAUGAAAAUGUGCACAUAGUAUAAUAACAAGAAAAUCCAUCAGGGUCUAGUGCAGGUGUUUGAUGCUUAGUGUGUGAGUAUUGUAAACUUUGGAGUAAUGAGUUUGUUGUGUAGAAACCCAAAUGUGAAAUGAGUACCUGAGCCAUUAUGAAGAUGGAAGAAGGUGUGAAAACAAGUAAGAGGAGAAUUUAGAAGUUGUGGUUUUUAUGUAAACAAUAAUAUAAGGUAAGGCGUGAGGUUGUGGAUGUCUUUGUGUUACAUCCAAAAGAUGGACACUUUAAGAUGAAAA